Sander lucioperca (pikeperch) is the source of this 1519-nucleotide messenger RNA. It is a transcript of the gene smim22, whose product is annotated as leucine rich repeat containing 2. The transcript is spliced from 10 exons. Bases 115 to 1266 code for a protein of 383 amino acids. Gene Ontology annotation, molecular function: protein binding. Lineage: Eukaryota; Metazoa; Chordata; Actinopteri; Perciformes; Percidae. The record is from RefSeq and is a predicted model, not a curated record.
ACACACACACACACACACACACACACACACACACACACACAGUCAGAUCUCAGUAAACAAGCUGGUGAAAGUGAGCAGACAGCAGGACGUUAACAGGAGCUCACAGGAGCAGAGAUGGGUCCUGGGAGGAAGCUGGACGUCCCGGUGAGCGACCUUUCUCUGAUCAGAGGGAUCUGGGAGGUCCGAGUGAAGAAAUACAGACAUAAACAGAGGAAGGAGCAGGAGAGGCUCGAGAGGAGCGCAUUGCCCAAGAUCGACCAGCAGUGGCAGUAUCGUAUCUACUGUAAGGCACUGAAGACCAAGGAACUCAACCAGCUGCACCAUUACCUGGAGAGAUCUACACUGACUGAUAUACAGCCCUGCACAGAAGCAGAGCAGCAGGAUCAGAAAGAGUUAGAUCCGGAGCAGAAGCUGAUCUUCCAGCUGGAUGGAGAUCAGUGGAGGGACUUCCCCAAGGAGUUGCAGUGGAUGACGUACCUGAAAGAGUGGCACGUCAGUGGGACAAAGAUCAGUCGGCUGCCUGAGUACCUGGCUCUGUUCACCCAGCUCACCGUGCUCGAGAUCCCCAAAAACGCCAUCGCCGAGCUGCCACCUGAGAUCGGAAAACUGACAGGUUUGAGGGAAUUAAAUGCCAGCUACAACCGUCUGUCCAGAGUUCCUCCAGAACUCGGAAACUGUGAGAACCUGGAGAGACUCGAACUCACAGGAAACCACAACCUGUCCCAGCUGCCCUUUGAGCUGAGCAGCCUAAAGCAGAUGGCUCACCUGGACAUCGCGGAAAACAGGUUCACAUCCAUCCCCAUCUGUGCUCUGAGGAUGAGCAGCCUGCGGCUGCUGGACCUGAGCAACAACAGUCUGACUGACCUGCCGCAGGACAUGGACAGGUUGGAGCAGCUGGUCACCCUGUUCGUCCAUAACAACAACCUGUCUUACCUCCCUCACUGUCUCACCAACAUCUCCACACUCAAGAUGAUUGUCGUCAGCGGCGAUGAGCUCACCUGCAUCCCGACUAAACUGUGCCGAAACCCCGAAAUCAAGUUUAUCCGACUGCGAGACAACCGUGCGAACGCAGAAAAGAAGAAGAAAGAAGAGGAGAAGAAGAAAGAGAAGAAGAAGAAACAGAGGUGGAGAGAGCAGAGAGAGGAGGAGGAGGUGAAGAAGGACAGCAGAGAGAAGGAGUUCAUCGAGGUGUACAUCAGCUCGCUGAAGGGCAGAGACACAGUCCCUGAAUCCACCACCAAGGUCUCCAUCUCCUGCCUGCUGUGAGGAAGAGGAGGAGGAGGAAGAUGAAGCUGACGUCUGUUAUCACGUGAGAGACUGAAAGAUAAUUUGAAGCAGCAUUUUCAAAGCAGCACUAGAAAAGAUACAAAAUCACAAUAACACGGUUUCAUUCAUGGGAUACCGGACUCACAUCUAUAAAACGCAGCGCAUUGCAUUGUGGGAUUGUUAGCAGAAAGUAAUGUUGGCCUACAUGCUGUCGACCAAAGCUUAACACUGUGAAGUUCAUUCCUGCCAAGGG